UGUGAACGUGAAAAGUUAAGACACCCGUUCUUCCCCAUCAAAAACCAAAAAUGCCUCCAGAAGACGUCUACACUUACUUCGACAUCUUCGAUUACAUCGUCUUCGCGGCAAUGUUAAUCGUGUCUUCAUUAAUUGGCGUCUACUUCGCCUUUUUCGCCAAAGUAAAACAGGACACUACGUCCGAGUAUUUGAUGGGGGGCAAAACAAUGGGGAUAUUUCCCAUUUCGAUGUCGCUGAUAGCCAGUUACAUAUCUGGCAUCAGUGUACUUGGAAUUCCGGCCGAAAUGUACACUUACGGAAGCCAGUUUUGGAUGGUUUUGGCAUCUGAAGCCUUGGUUUCCUUAACGAUGGCGUAUUGCUACUUACCUGUAUUUUAUAAAUUGCAAAUUACGUCCAGUUAUGAGUAUUUGAAUCUUCGGUUUAACCAGACGGUGCGACUGUUAGGGUCGGUUUUAUUUUUGACGAAAAUGAUGCUGUAUAUUCCAAUUGUGAUUUACGUGCCGGCUUUGGCGUUCAGUCAAGUUACUGGAAUCAACUUACACUUGAUCACUCCCGCUGUGUGCAUAGUUUGUAUUUUCUACACCACGUUAGGUGGUCUAAAAGCCGUGGUGUGGACUGACACGGUUCAAACGGUUAUGAUGUUUGCGGCUUUAAUUGCUGUGGUUUUUAUGGGGAUUGACAGCGUUGGAGGAUUGAGCGAAGUGUGGAGAAGAAAUGAAGCUGGGGAUCGACUAGAAUUUUUCAACUUCAACUGGGAUCCCACUAUAAGACACACAUUUUGGACUGUCUCCAUUGGAAAUUAUUUUUCUUGGUUGGCUUCGUGUUCCAUUAAUCAGGCUAUGGUUCAGCGAUGUUUGGCCAUGCCGACCCUUAAGUCCGCCAGAAUAACAGUUGCUAUCCUAGUUAUCGGAAUAACAGCCCUAGUGUCCAUGUGCUGCUACAUCGGUUUGGUCAUUUACGCCUACUAUUACAAAUGCGACCCCAUAACCAGAGGCUCGAUACACAAAUCCGACCAACUUCUACCCUACUUCGUAAUGCACAUAGCGAGUUCGAUGCCGGGUUUGCCCGGUCUUUUCGUCAGCGGAGUCUUCAGCGCCGCCCUCAGCUCCAUGUCCACGGGCCUCAACUCCAUGACCGGCGUCAUCUUCGAAGACCUCAUCAAGCCCCGCAUGAAGAAACCCCUCACCGAAGCCCAAGCCAGUUUCCUCAUGAAAGUCAUCGUCGUGAUAAUCGGCAGCAUCUGCGUGGCUCUGGUCUUCGUGGUAGAAAAAAUGGGGGCGCUGAUCCAGGCCACGGGCAGCCUCAGCGCCAUCACCGCGGGCCCCCUCUUGGGGAUCUUCUCCCUAGGCAUGUUCUUCCCUAACGCCAACGCCAAAGGCGCCCUCAUCGGGGGCCUCGUCAGCGGGUCGUUAAUCGGCUGGAUUUCCGUGGGAACGCAGAUGAAAAUGGCACAAGGAGUCAUCAAAUUCCCGCAGAAGUUCGUCUCUAUAGAGGGAUGCAACGCCAACUGGGUUGCGGAGUACCUGAGUCUGACUCUAGCGGCCGAAGUUACUGAAAGACCGGAGGAAGCGGUGUUUGGGCUUUAUAGGUUGUCGUAUAUGUACUACACGAUGGUGGGGGCGGUGACGGCGAUCGUUGUGGGGUUUGUGGUGAGUCUGUUGACGGGGGGCGGCGGGAAGCGGAUUCAUAGAGAUUUGUUGUCGCCGGUUGUACAUGGAUUUUUGAAGCCGGAGAGUGCAGCAGAGGAUGACAAGGACAUUGUGAUGACCGACAACUUAAUGUAAUGCUAGGUUAG
Zophobas morio is the source of this 1795-nucleotide messenger RNA. Its product is annotated as sodium-coupled monocarboxylate transporter 1-like. Gene Ontology annotation, biological process: sodium ion transport; transmembrane transport. NCBI's taxonomy places the organism in Eukaryota, Metazoa, Arthropoda, Insecta, Coleoptera, Tenebrionidae. Gene Ontology annotation, molecular function: symporter activity. The record is from RefSeq and is a predicted model, not a curated record. The transcript has 8 exons. Gene Ontology annotation, cellular component: membrane. The coding region runs from base 51 to 1784 and encodes 577 amino acids.